AUGAAGAACAUAAGAGAUCAAAACCAGACUGAGAUCAAAGAAUUUCUCUUGUUGGGAUUUAAUGCCCCCCACUCAGUCAACAAUGUGCUCUUUUUUUUGUUUCUUGUGGUCUAUUCCAUGACACUGAUUGGGAACAUUCUUCUGAUUGGAUUGUAUCUGGGAGAUAAGCACCUCCACUCGCCCAUGUACUUCUUUCUUAGCCAUCUGUCUAUAUGUGACAUCUUGCUGUCUACAAGUGUUGCUCCCAUUUUGCUCUGCACCUUUCUAAGUGAUGGAAAAACCUUAACGGUUGCAGGCUGUAAUGCGCAAAGUCGUGUUUCUGGUGUGAUUACUGCAGUUGAAUGUUUCCUUCUUACUGUGAUGUCUUAUGAUCGAUACCUGGCCAUCUGUAACCCACUUCACUAUAUCAGUAAUAUGAGCACCAUGCAUUGCCAUCAUCUAGUAUCAUGGGCAUGGAUAUUGGGUUUCCUUAUUGCCUUGACUGUCAUGAUUAUGAUCUCUCUUUUGGCUUUCUGUGGAAACAAUGUCAUCGACUUUGUCUACUGUGAAUUCACUGCAUUAGUUCAAGCUUCUUGCUCUGAAACCUUCUAUGUAGAAACUGUUGCCAUAAUAUUAUCCCUACCUGUUAUUGUCCUACCCUUUGUCUUUAUAAUUUCAACCUAUGUAAGUAUCUUUGUCGCUAUCCUCAGAAUCUCCUCCAUCAAAGGAAGAGAGAAAGCCUUUUCCACUUGUAGUGCCCAUCUCACUGUUGUCUGCAUGUAUUAUGGAAUACUAACUGCUAAAUACACAGCACCAGCAAGAGGACAUUCAUUAAUUAUAAAUAAAACUAUAUCAGUGCUGUAUACUUUAGGCACACCAUUUCUAAACCCAAUAAUAUAUAGUCUGAGAAACCAGGAAAUAAGAAGAACACUAAAUAAAUUCAUCUUUAGAGAAAAUAUAAGAUGGAAAGUCGCAAGGUUGGUCAAUAAUAAUACAUGUAUGUAA
Molecule: messenger RNA, 984 nt
Organism: Xenopus laevis (African clawed frog)
Lineage: Eukaryota; Metazoa; Chordata; Amphibia; Anura; Pipidae
Product: olfactory receptor 477
Exons: 1
Coding region: 1-984 (327 amino acids)
Source: RefSeq, a predicted model, not a curated record